CCGCGGAUGUUAUACCUUCUGGACUACUACGACAAAUUUAUAUGCCCGGUUCUGGUGGCUUUUGACAACAACACCAAUCCCUACCGUAUGCACAUCAUUCAUCUGGCCAUGAGGAAUGAGGAGCUCCAAAAUGCCAUCGCUGCCCUAGCAACAAACAACAUGCGCAUGCGUGGUGGUAUAGAGGGCCGUCGAUUAAGCUUUUCCCAAGAUUAUCGCCUCAUCCCGGAUCAUGCCUACUCUCAGAUGACUGCUCGGGAGCUACGCGAGAUGCAUGGCGAGCCAUCCAGUGAGGAGAAGCAUUACAAGACUACAUCUAUUGCCUUACUCAACAAGAAGCUUGUAGAUGUCAGUGGUUCUCAGGAAGACUCUGUACUUGCCACACUUCUUAUAUUAUGUCUCUUCCAUGUUUGCGAUUCAGGCUUUACAAAGUUCAAGACUCAACUCGCUGGCGUUCAAAAGCUUUUAAGUUUGCGGGAUCGAAGUGUGCCAUCGGACUUUGUUGGUUGGAUCGAAACUUUCUUCACAUGGUUCGAUGUCAUGACUGCUGCAGUCAACGAUCGGGAGAUCGAGGUGCAAGGGGAGUCCCUGGAUAUGAUGAACCUCAAUGCGAACUUGGGUGCAAUGGAGCAUCACUCGGGUUGCGAAGGCCGUCUCUUCAAGCUUAUUGCGCGGCUCGGGAGGCUGAAUCUGCUCAGUCAGGAUCGUCCUGUACGCGACAACGACGAAACCCCACAAUCAUCACCUCGGCCGAGAAAGCAAAGAGACUUCUACUCCUUCAGCUAUGGAGAUGUUGACGGUAACGGAUGGGGAACACCCAUCUUCGAACGACCAAACCCUCUCACAUCGGCACGAGAUGACCCGCGUUCCGAGUUCUGGACAGAGUGGAAUGACGUCCGGUUCCGACUCCAACAGUGGGAGUUCGGUGCCCCAGGUGAAAUGCCGGCCGGCUCAUGCGACGCAACGUCAUCAAUGCUCGCCAUGUCACCAGCACAAGCUGCGCUACUGCACAUCAGCGAAAGCUUUCGAUACGCAGCUAUGCUCUACAUUGAGCGUCUUGCACAUCCCACUAUACCUGCUGGUGCACGCAACUUCCAGAACCUAGUCUCGCAGGGCCUCUUCCACAUCUCGCAGAUCGGCGUCACAAGUUGCGUCAACAAGUUUUUACUUUGGCCCUUGUUCAUAGUGGGCACCGAGUGCGUGGACCCGGAGCACCGCGCCGUCGUGCGACAGCGAUGCGUGGAAAUCCAACGUGAGAGUGGUUUCUUCAAUAACCUUAGUGGUCUGGAAGUAUUGGAGCGAGUAUGGAGUGAGGACGAUGAGUGGGUGGAGGGGGACUUGCAGGGGCCGUUUGGCACGGUCCAACAGGCAUUCCGGUGGAGAAAAGCUAUGGACCGCGUUGAUGGGGAGUACAUUGUGAUCUGAUGCUUGCUGGAUCAAGCAUACUAGGUUGAAAGUUCUCGUCGGCUAUUGGUUCGGUUCACGACAUAUAUGCAUGGCAAGUCAGGAUAUGUAUGAGGUCAGGAUUGCAAUUGCCGGUCUGCCUCUUUGGAUAUCGCGUUUUGGUAUGAGGGCAUUGAUACCCACGUUUGUAAAUGUAGACAUGAAUUCACGCAGAAGCAUAACAUCGC
This is a messenger RNA of Dothidotthia symphoricarpi CBS 119687, 1628 nucleotides long. RefSeq lists its product as uncharacterized. Gene Ontology annotation, cellular component: nucleus. The record is from RefSeq and is a predicted model, not a curated record. Gene Ontology annotation, molecular function: DNA-binding transcription factor activity; transcription cis-regulatory region binding. NCBI's taxonomy places the organism in Eukaryota, Fungi, Ascomycota, Dothideomycetes, Pleosporales, Dothidotthiaceae. The transcript has a single exon. The annotation marks the transcript as partial. Gene Ontology annotation, biological process: positive regulation of transcription by RNA polymerase II.